AUGUCAUCAAUUAAUAAUAAUACAACAUCAAAUCCAAAAGAUCUAAGAAAAGAAAUUGAAUUUACAAUGUUAGAUUUUAAUGAUAAUAAUAAAACCAAAACAAUUGGUAAUAUUAAUAUAGAUGAUAGUUCAUAUAUAGAAGAAGAAGAUAAAACUUAUAUUUAUAAUACUACCGUAGAAGAUAUUUCGUCAAAUUAUGAAGAAGAUGAUAAUGAAGAAGAUGAUGAAGAUGAUGAUGAAGAUGAAGUUGAUUUACAAGAUUUAGAUGAUGAAGUAAAAGAAAGAAUAUCUAAAGAAAGUAAUGAUACAGAAAUUGAAGAUGAUGAUGAAUUUGUUAAAAAUAAAUCUCAACAAACUAACAAAUCAACUACGGAUGCAACAAUUUCAGCAAUAAAAGAAAAUCCAAUUAAAAAAUUCCUUGUAAAACAUGAAAUACCGAGAAAGAUUUUCCAUUCAUCAAUUGGUAUUUUAACAUUAUGGUUAUACACCAAAGGAACAACAGUUCCACAAUUAUUUAUCCCAUUAUUUACUGCAUUUAUUUUGGUAUUAGCAAAUGAUUUAAUAAGAUUAAAUAAUCCUGAAAUAAAUAACUUUAUAACUUCCAAAAUGUGGUUUAUUAUAAGAGAAAGUGAAAAAGAUUCUUAUAAUGGAGUAUUAUUUUAUUUAGCUGGUGUUUUAAUUGUUUUAUAUUUAUAUCCAAAAGAUAUAAGUGUAUUGAGUAUAUUAUUAUUGAGUUGGGCUGAUACUGCUGCUUCAACCGUUGGUAGACAAUUUGGGAAAUAUACUCCAAAAAUUAGUGAAAAUAAAUCAUUAGCUGGUAGUUUGGGUUCUUUUGUUACCGGUGUCUUUGCUUCUUACUUAUGGUAUGGGUUUUUCAUUCCAAGUUAUCCAGUAAAUAAACCAGGUGAAAUAUUUUGGUCACAGAAUCAUAGUUAUUUAAAUAUUCAUAAUUUUUCAUUAAUCGUUGGGUUAGUUGCAAGUGUUUCUGAAUUUAUUGAUUUAUGGGGAUUAGAUGAUAAUUUUACAAUACCUGUUUUAAGUGGUACUUCAUUAUAUUGGAUUGCCAAUUUAGCACAUACUUAA
Molecule: messenger RNA, 1083 nt
Organism: Lodderomyces jiufengensis
Lineage: Eukaryota; Fungi; Ascomycota; Pichiomycetes; Serinales; Debaryomycetaceae
Product: diacylglycerol kinase
Exons: 1
Coding region: 1-1083 (360 amino acids)
Biological process (GO): phosphatidic acid biosynthetic process
Cellular component (GO): endoplasmic reticulum membrane
Molecular function (GO): ATP-dependent diacylglycerol kinase activity
Source: RefSeq, a predicted model, not a curated record